Erpetoichthys calabaricus (reedfish) is the source of this 2543-nucleotide messenger RNA. It is a transcript of the gene styxl1, whose product is annotated as serine/threonine/tyrosine interacting-like 1. The coding region runs from base 90 to 719 and encodes 209 amino acids. The record is from RefSeq and is a predicted model, not a curated record. The transcript is spliced from 7 exons. Gene Ontology annotation, molecular function: protein phosphatase binding; protein phosphatase inhibitor activity; pseudophosphatase activity. Gene Ontology annotation, biological process: positive regulation of intrinsic apoptotic signaling pathway; negative regulation of cytoplasmic stress granule assembly; protein dephosphorylation. NCBI's taxonomy places the organism in Eukaryota, Metazoa, Chordata, Cladistia, Polypteriformes, Polypteridae. Gene Ontology annotation, cellular component: mitochondrion.
AAAAUGAUGAAUUCUUGCCUCCUGUCUGUAUUGACUUGGAAUGUGUGCAGCACUGUGUAAUAUAUGAUGGCUAUACUGCUAGCUUACAUAUGGAUACUCCUGCAAUACGGUGUGCAGAAAUCAUGGAGCAAAAAAGCCAAAAUCCUGUUCACAUUCUAAAAGGUGGCUAUGAGUCCUUCUCUGCCCUCUACCCUUUUCUCAGAACUGUGAAGAUAAUUUACACACCUCAGGAGUUAGAAAGUCUGCUUCCUUACCCAGUGGAAAUAUUGCAACAUCGGUUAUACAUGGGAGAUCUGAAGCAAGCUGAAAAUCCCCAGAUGCUUAAGGAUUUGAAAAUAAAAGCUCAGGUGAAUGUGUCGGGUACUACGCCAAAUGUGUCAGUUAAAGGUUCAUCUCAUGUUUUAGACAUAACAGUUUCUGAGUCUACGGAUUCUGAUCUGUCGCUCUUUUUCCAGGAGGUGUGCGAAUACAUAGAUUCUCACCUUAACUCAAAACAUGCUGUGCUGGUCUUCUCCCGUCUUGGCAUCAGUCGCAGCAGCACUGUUAUAAUGGCUUUCCUCAUUUAUCAUCUAAAAUGCAGCCUGCAGGAUGCCUGGACACACGUGUUGAAGUGCAGGACCAGAGCCCGGCCACACCGGGGUUUUGUUCAGCAGCUUUCCACCUGGGAGGAGCACGUUCUUGGCAAUAAAGUGACAGACAUUUCUGAUCCAAACUUCUAACAUUUGAAAGGUUGUAAAGAAGCACAGCUACAAGAGGUGUGAGAAGGUCAGCUAAUUCCAUCACUUCAUUGCAGCUUUUAUAGAGAUGGAAGUAACCACCAACUGUAUGAACUGCUGGAAACCAAAGUUAUAAAAAAUGUGACUUCUUCUGUACUAAAAAGAGAAUGAGCUUCUAAAGCAGUCCCAAGUGGAAGGAAAAGAGAGGCUUUAGACUUGGGACAAAAGGGAAACUCACAUAUUUGUGUUCAACAAAUGAUAUUAAAUUUACUUAGUGAAUUGGUAUUUUAUUUUCUGAUAUCUGCAGUUCACCAAAAAGUGAUUUUGGAAGACAAAAAUGACAAUACAAUGAUAAAUUAUGCAAAAAUUAUGUACGAUUAUAGGCUUGCAGAGCAGUUACCAAAUCUCGUCCAAUGACUGCUCUGCUUGGUUACCACAUUUGCACUGUCAUCAUGAAUCAGGAAGAGGGUAAAUUCCAGAACACAAUUGUGCCAUGACUGAUUGUCAAGUGGUCACUUGUGGCUUUGAUAAUUGUGGCCUUGCUGCUACGUUCUGCCUUCAAUCAGACCACUGUAGUUUUGCUUAUACCCUAUUUUUGAAAUUUCUGAAAUGCAGUAUUUUUAAUUUUAAAUUUGUAGAAUACUAUUGUGACAGUGAUAGGUCCCAUGAUUGACUGUCAAUUAGUCACUUGCUGCUUUGCUAGGUGAGGCCGUGCUGCAUGGUCCUUCCUUCAAUCAAGCCACUUUAUUUUUGCAGAUACAAUAUUUUUUUGGUGGAUUUUAUGUACAAUAAUCUUCUUUAAUAUUCUUUGUAGUUAUUUUCUUUGGUUUUACCCAGAAUGUACAAGAAAUGAGCAAGGUCCUCGGAUGGAGAAAAGCAAAAAAUGAAAAUCUGAUAGCUCACAAUAUAACUUUCUCCUUCAGCUGCUCUACUUCAGCUCUCACUUUCCAGCUAUCUUCCUUUUGUCAUUGAAUUCCUACUUCUUGCCCGCUGCCCACUGGAAGCUGCUCAGCCAUGAUAUGUCUUGAAAAGCAACCUUCUCUGGUAUGCUCCAUAUCACAUUACUAUGAAACUGCAAGUGGUACACUCAAACUGAGGUCAGUUACCCUGAGACCCCACAUUUCUGGCCUACCACUUCUUUGAUUCAUGGAAUUCGCUCCAUUUCUCCAUCUAAAAGUUCUAGAUGUACAGCCCCUGACCGGAGCUUACUGGGGUUUUAAUUGGAAGAGAGAUUUAUAAGAGUAAACGGAACUGAGUAGUGAAUAGAGAAGAAUGUGUAGAUAUCAGGGUUUGAAUGUAGACCCAGGACCAGAGAGCCCUUGUAUUAUUUACUGAGGGGAUUUCUCAUCAUUCUGCAUAAGUUUGGGAAAAUAUCUAUUUAAACUUUAUGAACUGGUAGUGACACUGACACUCCUGUAAUGAAAUGUAUCAGUAAGUUACAUUUGCCUUUUUGUAUUUUGGUUCACACUUGGGGGACUCAACUGGGUGUCUGCUGAGUAGUACAAUAAUGUAAGUGACCAUCACAGCACUUUAUUAAAUAACGCAUAAAUGACUAACUGUAGGGAUACGCUUGAAUCAGAUGCUAUCAGGGGAGAGCGUCUUGGAUUGGCAAUAGUUUUUUUUAAUAAGUAAGCACAGAGUUAACCAGGAAUGAUUAGAGCUCAAUGGACUGUAAAACUGCAGUAACCUGAGAAGGUGAACAUGGGGGGAAGAGGGAAAGUGUGGUGUGAGCUAAAUCAUGUAAAUGCAUGGUCUAAUGUCAAAACCGAGUUAUUGAUUUUGUCAUUUUAUUUACAUUAAACAUGUGCCAUACAUGGUUAACUAAUA